UUGCUUAGAUUACCGUGGUUGUGCAGUCACUAACCCUUGUGUACAGUGGCGGUACGCAACUCGCAAGCGAAAUGCAUGGCUUAUUUUGAUAAGGGUACGAGUUUAUUAGCAUACAUGUGAAUAAAACAUAGCUCGCUAGUAUUUCACUAGUGAGAAGUGGGGUGCUAUAUUAACGUUUCUCGUUUGGUAGCUAUUACUGUCGAACGCACCCAGAUAGCGGUACCAAACGGACUCUGUGAUGUAACGGAAUCUGUGACAGUUUUAUGUAUGUGGAAACUAUAAGCUAGUGCCAUACCAAAGGAUUCCAUAAAUCGUUUUAAUGCAAUGGCUCCAAUGGGAAUCCGGCUGUCUCCUGUUGGAGUGGCCGUGUUUUGUUUACUGGGGGUCGGUAUAAUCUACCAUCUUUACGCCGGCGUUAUAUCCAGCAGAAUCGCGGCGCUGCGGCGGCGCCGGACGGUGGACCUGCGGGAGCUGCUCGCCCUGUCCGUGGAAGCCGCGGUCCUAGGCGGCCGGGAAGUGAAACGGGCUCGGGAGGAGAACCCUUUGGAGAAGUCCAACGGAAAAACCAAGGGAGGCGCGAGCGAAAAGAUAGCGCUGGGAGACCAGAGCUCUCACAGAAAGAUGUAUCACCUCAUAAAAAACACAUUUCCUUUUUUGCAGGUGAACGCGGAGGAGCGCGCUCCGGCCGGAGGCGAGGAGGCGGGCGUCUGGAAUCACGUGAUUCCGGCAGACCUGCAGCUGGUUGGCGAAGGCAGAGAGGUGUCGGCCGAUGACAUCACCGUGUGGAUCGACCCUCUGGACGCCGCUCAGGAGUACACCAAGAACCUCCAGAAGCACGUCACCACGAUGGUCUGUGUUGCUGUGAGUGGCGUUCCGGUUAUUGGGGUGAUCCACAAACCUUUUACUGAGUACACAGCGUGGGCGCUCGUGGGCUCGGGUUCGAACCUGCAGCCCCGGGCCCCGCACGGCGGGCGAUCUCUGCAGGUGAUUGUGUCGCGCUCUCACGCGGGGAAGGCCACCCGAUUCAUCCAGACCGCCUUUGGGAAUGAGACCGUGGUGCACACAGCCGGGGGUGCAGGCUACAAGGUUCUGGCUCUGCUGGACCCCCCCGAUGAGCAGUACGAGCAGGCCGACGUGUACCUGCACAUCACCUACAUAAAGAAGAGGGACGUCUGCGCCGGGAACGCCAUUUUGAAAGCGCUGGGCGGUCACAUGACCACGCUGAAGGGGGAGGAAAUCGACUACCGGGCGGCGGAGGCCAAUCACGGCGGAGUGCUGGCGAGCGUGGGGCGGGACCACCGCGCCCUGCUGGCCAAACUGCAGAGCGCCGACAGCCACAGACAGAGCUGAACCUGGGCCUGCGAGAGAGAGACAUUAACACUGCACUGAGAAAGAGAGAGAGAGAGAGAGAGACAUUAACACUGCACUGAGAGAGAGAGAGAGAGAGAGACAUUAACACUGCAC
Molecule: messenger RNA, 1464 nt
Organism: Anguilla anguilla (European eel)
Lineage: Eukaryota; Metazoa; Chordata; Actinopteri; Anguilliformes; Anguillidae
Product: inositol monophosphatase 3-like
Exons: 5
Coding region: 325-1350 (341 amino acids)
Cellular component (GO): endomembrane system
Molecular function (GO): 3'-nucleotidase activity
Source: RefSeq, a predicted model, not a curated record